AUGAAUCCUCCGGCGGCAAUUCCAGUCAAGGGCGAGGCGGGUGAAAACGCCUUAGCUCAAAUAACGGUGUCAAGCAGGAUACCGGAUUUUUGGAAGGAAUCACCUCGUCUGUGGUUUGCCCAGUACGAAGCCGUGGUGGCAAACCAAAAGCUAACAGAUGAGUCAAGAUAUAAUUUGGUGAUCGCGAAGCUCAACCGAGAGCAUGUGGAGCAAGUCAGUGAUAUUGUGCUAUCACCGCCCGACACUAAAAAAUACGAAGCCUUGAAAAAUCGAUUACUCGUAGUUUAUGAGGAAUCGGAGGUACGUCAAGUUCAAAAGCUUCUGAAAGAACUGGAAUUGGGAGAUCAGAAACCUUCCCAGCUCCUCAGGAGAAUGAGAGAUCUCGCAAGAAACAGAUUUCGAGAUGAAACAUUGAGCAUGCUUUGGAUGGGACACUUACCAACAGCGGUGCAAGCAGUACUCACAGUAAGUGAAGUGAAAGAUCUGGAGAAGUUAGCUACUAUGGCAGAUAAAGUCGUCGAAACAACGCGUUUUGCGGAAGUCCAGGAACUUUCUACUAAUAGAAGCAGUGAGGCAGCCAUGCAGCCAAACCUUGCGAAUCAAGUCGCCCACCUGACACAGCGUUUAAACCGUUUGGAAACGUCAAGAUCAAGAGGCAGGUCAUCUGGUCGUAGUAGUUACAGGAGACCGUAUCGUUUUGCGUCUCAAAGUCGCGAGCGCGCGAAAAGGAGAAACCCGAAUUGGUUGUGCUUUUACCAUUUUCGAUACAAGGAAAAGGCCAACAAAUGCAUCCAACCUUGCGCAUGGCAGAGGCAGCAGGAAACUGAAACAGAAAAAAACUAG
This is a messenger RNA of Spodoptera litura, 843 nucleotides long. RefSeq lists its product as uncharacterized. Lineage: Eukaryota; Metazoa; Arthropoda; Insecta; Lepidoptera; Noctuidae. The record is from RefSeq and is a predicted model, not a curated record.